UAAAUAUGCAAGGUGGCUGAUUGGGCAGAUUUCUUCCUUGUGAUUGAAAUGAAAUGAUGGUUUUCUGAGCAGUAAUGAAGUUGAUCAGUACUACGUAACAUAAAUAUUGCACUGAACCUUUCUCAGUAUAUCUGUAUUCGUAUAUUGAAAUAGUCCUCAAGCACCUGAGACAAGUGUUUUUAUACUGCCACUAUUUAUUGCAGUGUGGAUGUGUUACUUGUGACGGAAGCUUGAAGAUUUACACCUUUGUGUUGUUUCCACUUGCAUAAAAGCCUGGAAGAGAUGUUCAGUUUGGAUUUAAAGUGCCUCGUAGGAAAUAGUACCUGCAUAGAGAGGAGCUGGCUGCAGAAUCAGACGUGGACACCCUCUGCUCCCAGUAGCCUUGAUGUGUUCUCUGAUGUUUUCCGUCAGACAGAUGGAGAGCUGCUCCCAGUGCUUCGGAUAGAGUGGAAGGUGGCCACCGAUGCUAGCAUCCGCUAUCUCCGAGGUGCAGAGCUGGCUGUGAUGCAAGUGAGCAGCAAUCAACAGAUCUGUGCCCAGUUUGAAUUUCAGAACAACUUGCCUCUUCAGGUCCGUCCAGAUGGAGGCCGGUGGAAUUUCACUUUUAACCGCUUUGAGGUGGAACCUGGCCAGACUUACCAAGUGACUGUCUACCACUUACCCAAACUGAGUGUAAAGGGAGACUACAAUUGCAAGUCCGUGUCUCUCACAAUGCCUGAUUGCAAGGACUCUCUGAUGAAAAGAACCACCCCAUGUGUAAAGACAGGCAGUCUGUGGGAGCCCAAGAUCCAAGCUAAAAGUCUAGAUGAUAUAACUCUGCUUGUGAGCUUUAACCCAUGGAAGGAGCCAACCCGAUACCAAAUUCAUGUGACCAGUUUCCUGAAUGAGAGGAAGUGUAAAAUGAUCACACGUGAUGUCACAGAGGGCGAACUGCAACCACAAGCAAAUGUCACAAUCAAAAUGGAGAAGAACUUGAAAGCUUGCUGCAACUACAAAGUACAGAUUCAGCCAUUCUUUGCCAUCUGUGGUACAGACUGUCUGAGGCACUCUACUUUCAUCCCAUGUUCACCAGCUCCAAGUGUGGGCCCAUCAGAUGAUAUGAUGAUAUGGGUGUACUGGUGUAUCACUGGGAUCUGUGUGUUACUGGUGGGAUCAGUCAUAGCAGGUGUCAUUUGUAUGACCAAAAAACGAGCAGGACACCGGCGAGGAAAGUGCAGCCACUAUGAUUUGCAAACUGCAGUACCACCUACCAGCCUUCCUCUACCACCCUUAAAGCCUCGAAAGGUUUGGAUCGUGUAUUCUGCCGAUCACUUGCUCUACGUGGAUGUGGUGUUGAAGUUUGCUGAGUUUCUGAUGACUGUCUGUGGCACUGCUGUAGCCUUAGAUCUGCUAGAAGAUCAUCAGAUCUCAGAGUUUGGGCCAUUACCCUGGCUCACUCGACAGAAGAAGGAAAUGGAAGAACUAUCCUCCAAGAUCAUAAUCUUAUGCUCACGAGGCACCCAGGCCAAAUGGCAAGCCAUGCUUGGGAGCGCACCUGUGUGUCUCAAGCAAGAUCAGCAAAAGCCAACUGGAGACCUGUUCACCCCAGCCUUAAAUUUGAUCCUGCCAGAUUUCAAGAAGCCAGCCUGUUUUGGAAUGUAUAUAGUCUGCUAUUUUGAUGGGAUAAGUAGCGAGAAAGAUAUUCCUGAUCUGUUCAACGUCACAUCCAGGUACCAACUGAUGGACAAGUUUGAGGAUAUUUAUUUCCGGAUUCAGGACUUGGAGAAGUUUGAGCCUGGGCGCAUCCAUCGAAUCCAGGAAAUCACAGCUGAAAACUACAUUGAUACCCCUAGUGGUAGGAAGUUGAAAGAGGCAGUUCAGAAGUUCAGAAACUGGCAGACAGAGCACCCGGACUGGUUUGAGGCUGAAAGCAUCAACCUCGAUAAUGAUGAAGAGUUGCAGUCCCUAAACAGAGAGAGCCAGGUGGAUUCGUUGCUAAGUGAACCAGGUGGAAUUGUGAAACAGCAGCUGCACUUACGAGAACCUGACCCUAACUGCUGUUAUGUCAUUAAUCUCCACAUUCGUGAAGGUGAGAACAGAGGUUGUAUACUACAGCCUCAGCUUAAUCUCUGUGGAGAUCCAGCUUCUCAGACUCUGAUUGAUCCUUUGGAUGAGGCUGCUCCAGUUCAGAGAGUGGAGCCAGUCUCUUCCAUGGAAGACAAAAGUAUUUUUGGCCAUCAUGUGCUGAGUAAUGAGGACUGCAUGGAAGGAGUUCAUCUUCUGGAAACAAGUUUUCCAAUGAGGAACGACAUCAUUCUCCAUGGUGACUGUGAUGUUUCAGCAACAGAUGACCAGAGUCCUGCAAACCUCUCAGGUGAACUGAGGCACCAUCUGAAUGGGCUUAUGUACUCUCUUUAUCAGCAGAGUGUCAUUCCUUCAGAUCCGUGUUUCUGCCAAGAGGAGGCUGAAAAGCAGCACCAGUUGAUCUUUGAAGACCAGUGCAAAGACCAAAGACAGUCAGUGCAGUCAGACCAGGGUUACAUCUCUAGGUGUUCUCCUUUGCCUCCUGAUGACCCUGUGGAAGAGGAAGAAGAGGAUCAGGAGAAUCAGGUGGUUUGUCAUGAACUCUCUCCAGAGGUCUUGAACAGUCUAAAGAGCCUCCAGCAGCAGCUUUUUUUCCAGGACAUUCAAUGGAGCUCUGAGUCAGGAUAUCCAGCAGAGCUGAUGAAGAUGAGCCCAUCUCCAGAGGACUGUUAGGCUCUAUCUGGGACCUGCUCCAUCUGAAAUACACAGAUGGAAGGUAGUAUCGCAUCCAGCACUGAAACUGCAUUUCCAAUGCCAUCCUUCUCCUUGUAUUACAUGUGACUAAUUGGUGGGAUCUUCCUGUCUGCUGCAGAGAAGCAGGGUUGCCCAGCAGUUGAUGAACAUCUCUGCUUCUAAUCUCUGUGUAGAGAGAAGCAACAAUACUAGCCAUCACUGUGACUGAACAGGCAGUAGUUCUGCUCCUGGGGGACAUGUAUUAUAUUGAGCCCUCACUGCAGAAAAAUAACCUUAGCUCAUCCACUAGUGCCUUCAGAACUCCCUCCAACUGUAAUGAUUUUAUUGCACUGAACAGAAAACAAGGCCAAGAAUCAGAUUAUAGAAUUAGAAUGGCAAACUUUUCAAUGCCAGCUUGAUGGUUUUUUUUAGUAUAUAUACAUAUAUUUUUUUAAUAAUGUGUUUAAAGAUGUGUGCCUUAAACUUCAGCUAGGUUAGGACUGUCUUUACAUAGUCACAUAAUGGGUUAGGUUGGACCAGAUAAGCUGCGGAGGUCUAACACCUCUGCCCAAGUAAGGCAACCUACAGCAGAUUGCCCAGGCCCAUGUUCAGGUUGCUUUUGAUUAUCCCCAAGCAGUGAGACUCCACAACCUCUCUGGGCAACCCUGUUUGUUAUUAGCUGCACAGUAAAGAAGUGCUUCCUGGUGUUCAGAAGGAAACUCCUGUUUCUGUUUGUGCCUAUUGCCUCAUGACCUGUCACUGGGCACCAAUGAAAGGAGCCUGUCUCUGUCGUUUUUUGUACUCUCCCUUUAUUUAUGCACGUAAUGCCUAGAAUAGAGCAAGAAAGAAUGGCCUCAAGAUGUGUCAGGGAGAAUCAUAUUAGGGAUAUUAGGGAAAAAUUUCUUCUCUGAAGGAGUGGUGAAGGAUUGGAACAGGCUGCUCAGGAAAGUAGUGGGGUCACCAUCCCUGGAGGUGUUCAAGAAACGUGUAGAUGUGGUACUAAAGAAUGUGGUUUAGUGGGCAGUGUUGGUGGUGGGUGGUGAUGAUGGUUGGACUAGAAGACCUUUGAGGUCUUUUCCGACCUUAAUGAUUCUGUCAUUCUACAUAGGUAAGAUGGCCCCCAACCCUUCUGUAGGCUGAACAGACCCAACUCAGCCUUUCAUUGUAAGAGAGAUGAUGUAGCCCCUUAGCCAUCUUUGUGGCCCUUCAUUAGACUCUGUCCAGUAUGUCCAUGUCUCUUCUGCACUGAGGAGCUCAGCAGUGAACACAGUAUUCCAGGCAUGCCUCCACCAGUGCUGAGUAGAGGAAAAGCUUUAUCUGCUGGCAGUGUUUUGCCUAAUGCAGCCCAGGAUACCUUCAGCCUUCUUUGCAGCAAGGACAUGUUGCUGGCUCAUGCUCAUCUCAGGGUCUUCUAGGAUUUCCAUGUCCUUUUCCUCAAAGGGCACCUAGCCUGUCCUGCUGCUUGCAGUUGUUACUCUUAAGGUACGGGGAUUUGCACUCCAUGUUGAACCUGAUGAGCUUCCUGUCAGCCUGUUUCUCUGGGCUGUUGAGCUCUCAGAAUGGCAACAAAGCCUUCUGGUGUAUCAGCCGCUUCUCCCAGAUUUGCGUAUCUGUGAGCUUGCUAAGGGCACGCUUUGCCCCAUCAUCCAGAAUCACAGAAUGGCCAGGGUUGGAAGGGACCUCAAGGAUCAUGAAGCUCCAACUCCUCUGCCACAUGCAAGGCCACCAACCUCCACAUUUGAUACCAGACCAGGCUGCCCAGGGCCCCAUCCAACCUGGCCUUGAACACCUCCAGGGACGGGGCAUCCACAACCUCUCUGGGCAGCCUGUUCCAGUACCUCACCACUCUCUCUGUAAAGAACUUCCCCCUGACAUCCAACCUAAAUCUUCCCUCCCUCAACUUAAAACCAUUUCCCCUUGUCCUGCUGUUAUCAACCCUUUCAAAGAGUUGAUUCCCCUCCUGUUUGUAGGCUCCCUUCAGGUACUGAAAGGCUGCAAUGAGGUCACCCUGCAGCCUUCUUUUCUCCAGGCUGAAUGAGCCCAGCUUCCUCAGCCUGUUUUUGUAUGGGAGAUGCUCCAGUCCCCUGAUCAUCUUCGUGACUCUCCUCUGCACACUCUCCAACAGCUCCCUGUCUUUCUUGUACUGGGGGUUCCAGACCUAGACACAGUUCUCCAGAUGGGGUCUCACGAGAGCAGAGUAAAUGGGGACAAUACCUCCUUGUCCCUGCUGGCCACCCCUCUUCUGAUGGAGCCCAGGAUACCACUUGCUUUUCGAGCCAGAUCCUUAAUGAAGAUGUUAAACAAGAUUGGAGCCAGUAUUAUCCCCUGGAGUACUCCUAGUUACUGCUUAGUUAGACUAAACCACUGAUUGCCACCCUGUAGUCCUAGCCACUCAGCUAGUUCUUUACCCGCUUUUGAAGCAUGUUAAACUGUCUUGUACUUCCUCAGCUUGUCUAUGAGGAUCUUACGAGGCACAGUAUUACUGAAGAUAAUUACUGAGGUCUUAAUGAAGUGCAGGAAGGUGGUAUCACUGCUCCCCUCUCAUCCCAGGUUGGUCAUUUCAUCAUAGGCACUCAUCAUAGGUCAGGCAUGACUUUUCCUUGGUGAAUCCAUGCAGACUACUCCUGGUUUUCUUGCCCUUCAUGUGCCUGGGAAUGGUUUCAGGAUGAGUUCCAUCAAAUCCCAAGGGAUCAAGGUGAGGCUGACCAGUCUAUAGAUGCCUGAGUCUUCCUUUUUGUCAUUCUUGAAGAUAGGACAUUUGCUAUCCUCCAUUCUUUAGGCUCUUCUCCCAGUUGCCAUAGUCAUUCAAGGAUUAUCAAGAGGGGCCUCACAUUCACUUCUACCAGCUCCCUCAGCACUCACAGGUGAAUCCCAUUGGGGGAUGGGAUGGCCACGAUUGAUGAACAUCCAAAUUGCUGAUGUAUUCCCUGACAUUAUCCAGAGCAAAAAUGAGUGUGAGAUGUUCUUUGUGCAAGUAUAGACACAAGCACAGGUAUUGCAGGCUAACCAUUGUGAAAACACCCUCAUAAUAGGUUAUGGGGUUGAUCCUGCCAGAGCAGUGAUGCUGUCAAUUCCAAGAUUGAUCUUGAUGCACUAGGAAGACUUAUUCCAUGCAAGUGAUCCUCUAUUGGCCCAUGUAGCACUGACUGAGUAGCGGACUAGUUGGAGCCAGCAUUUACUGUAGGUAUUGUCACACUUUCUGCAGUCUAGCCAGCUGGUUACAGUUCAUGAGAUACAAGCACCUCCAAGCCUUUCUGCUUUGUGUUCAGACAAGCUUGUCAUCUUCCUGUCCUUCUAAGUUUACUUGUCAAGAGAUUUUGAGAUCAUGUUAUUUUGGCUUUUUAAAAGUCUGAUAUCUCAAAAGAUAAUCUGCUCAUUUGACUUGCAACCAAUGUUUUAUUAUGUAUAUUUUAUACUUUUGUUUAUGACUUGUUUUUUUUCCU
Messenger RNA from Lagopus muta (rock ptarmigan), 6179 nucleotides. RefSeq names its product interleukin 17 receptor A (gene IL17RA). The transcript is spliced from 13 exons. The coding region runs from base 283 to 2736 and encodes 817 amino acids. NCBI's taxonomy places the organism in Eukaryota, Metazoa, Chordata, Aves, Galliformes, Phasianidae. Gene Ontology annotation, molecular function: interleukin-17 receptor activity. The record is from RefSeq and is a predicted model, not a curated record.